CAGAGACCUCCGCUGUCAGCCCGCUCGGGCCCUGCCCAUGCUGGGUCAUCGGAGGCUCGGAUACUCUACUAUGAUUACUCUUAAAUACUCAGAAAAUGAUCCAAAUUGAUAACCAAAAUACAGAGGAAAUAAUUAAAGAGCUGUGCACUUCUAAUGGAUUGUCUUAUGAGAAAAUUGAUCAAGAGGGACCAGAAACAUCUACACUGGAGAUGUUUUUCUCAGGUUAUCCCAAGAUAGUAGGCAUGUCAUUUUUUCCAAAUUUAACAACUCUCAGUCUUGUUGGACAAAGCAUUCAGAAGAUUUCAGACCUGGAGUAUUGUCCGUUACUCAGAAACCUAUGGAUUGCUGAAUGUUGCUUAACAAAAAUUGAUGGUCUACAAUACUGCACUAAUUUGGAAAAGCUUUACCUGUACUACAAUGAAAUUUCUACAAUUGAAAAUCUGGAGACCCUAAUAAAGCUGGAGGUAAUUUGGUUGAACAAUAACCAAAUUAAGGAAAUACAGGGAUUGCACACUCUACAGAAUUUAAAGGAGCUCAAUCUGGCUGCAAACUUAAUACAUAAAAUUGGAACUUGCUUUGACCCCAAUGAACAAUUGGAAAGAUUAAACCUCUCUGGUAACAGAAUAUGUUCCUUCAAGGAACUCUCUAAUUUAACAAGCCUACCGCAUUUAAAAGAUUUGAGUCUGAAUGAUCCUCAGUAUGACCCCAACCCUAUUUGUCUUCUCUGUAAUUAUGCUACCCAUGUGCUGUAUCAUAUGCCUCAGCUUCAAAGGUUGGAUACAUAUGAUGUGUCUCAAAAACAAAUCAAGGUCCUGGCAGAGGCUACAGUGAUGAAGAAGAUAAUGUACUAUAACAUGCGUGUAAAGAGUGUUCAUAGGCAGCUCAAUGAGGAGCUUGAAAAGCUAAAAGAAAGAAAAUGCAAACUGCAGAAAUUGCCAGAAGAUCGAAUAAAAUUGUUCAGCUGCAACUUAAAACAUCUGGAACGUGAACUGACAGAGCUGCAGACAUCAGGCAAAAUACAGAAUAACAAAUCUAUUAAAAGUAAAAGGCUGGAAAUUGAAAAAUCAAUUGACGAUAGUGAGAACACAGAUGAAACCAGUGAGGAGUCAAGUCUUGAAAAUAAGUUCUUUCUGAAAUUAGAAGCCCUGAGGGAAAGGAUAACAUUCUGGAACAGAAAACUAGAUGAAAUUGAGAAAAUUUACCAGAUGGAAGUUAAAAAAAAGAAGAAAAGCAAUAGCUUAGUAGUGCAGUUUUUGCUGACUGAAUUGGAAACAGUGGGCAACACUCGCUUUGAAGAAGGCUCACCUAGUGAUUCUUGGUUUAAUUCCUGCUAUGAUUUAAUUCUAUCACGAUUUUGUGCCUGGGACUUCAAAUCAUAUGGUAUCACAGGAGUGAAAAUAAAUCGCAUCAUCCGAGUGCACAACCGUAUUCUGAGGAUGAUAUUUGAAGAGAAGUUUCAACUGUUUUUGGAUGAAGAAGUUUUAAGUGAAACAGAAAACUACAGGAAGAUGCUGGAAUGUCUCUUCUAUGUGUUUGACCCAGACUUGCCAGUUAAGAAGAAGCAACUGCUGCAAGUGCUUGAGGAUGGGUUCCAGGCAAUGGAAGAGCACAAGCUUUCAAGAAGACAAGCUGUUCUCCUCUGUAACAGUUUAAGUAUGUGUGAACGUCCCAGAAUAGAAUUUUUGCAGCAACAAACCAAGGAUGAACGUAAAAAUAGCAAUGAUCUUGAGGAACCAUUCAGACAUGGGAAACUCAUAAUUGCAAAAGUUUUUCUUGGACAUAGUGUUCCAGCUCGUGAAAAAGAUCCCAUCAGUCAAGUCAACUAUCCAGGGGCUAAUUCAGUGUUCAGGCCUCGGAAACAUUUACUAAGUGAUACAUCUGAUGCUGAUGAUGAAAUGUAUUCUUCCGUGGAACAUAGAAACUGUGACUGUCGCCAUCGACAGUGUGAGUGGUUUGUGUUUGAUCACGAACUGGUCUUGCCCGAAUACAUCGUUGAAUUUGAGUACACUACACUGGUCAAAGUUCAGUCCCUGUUUUCUACACUCAGCAAUGUAAUUGUAGAUGAAAGAAAGAAAAAUACAGAAGGAUUUAUAUUGUCUAGUGAUUUGCAACGUGAUGAUGAAGUUAUGAACAUGGAGCCUACAGUAAAAGCCAGACCCAAAAUUGUUUGCUUGGAUGAAAAGACAGUGCUUUCAGUUGCUAAGGCCAAUAUUUACAGUCAAAUAGUGGUUCUGAAUUUGCAUGGGAACAGCCUGAGCAAACUGCGGGACAUCUCUAAACUGACAGGGCUUCGAAAACUUAUUGUCAGCUUUAAUGAAUUUACAUGUUUAGAUGAUGUUUACCACUUGCCCAAUCUGGAAUAUUUUGAUGCAAGCCACAACCAUGUGAUCACCCUGGAGGGUAUUAGAGGCUUAAGCAAACUGAAGUAUUUAGACUUGAGCUGGAAUCAACUGAAAAAAACUGGAGAGGAAAUAAAUGUCUUACGUAAACACACUUCAAACGUACUCAGUCUUGAUAUCAGACAUAACCCAUGGCAUAAGCCAGUCUCGUUGCGUUUGAGUGUCAUUGGCCGAUUAAAGGCUCUUACUCGUUUAGAUGGCGUCCAGAUUACUGAAGAAGAGGCUGCAGCUGCUUCAUGUUUUAUUGCUGGAUCAAAGAUCUCUCAGGCAUGUCUUUUAGAACAUUCUAGGACUGAUGAAGUUCGACCACGCAUUCUGAGUGUACAUCCUUAUGCCAAAAUUCUGACUGAAAUUAGCAAGAACAAGGUGGAUUCACAAACUCAUUUCAGUAGCAGCUGGUAUCCUAAGAUAACGGUCUUAGAUCUGGAUGGACAACAUCUCUCCAAAAUUGCCAACUUAGAAAAAUUGGAGAAUUUAAGAUGGGCCUCAUUUAGCAACAAUAAUCUCACUAAAAUAGAAGGACUGGAAUCUUGCCUUAAUCUUGAAGAGCUCACUUUAGAUGGAAACUGCAUCUCAAAUCUAGAAGGAAUUUCAAAACUCACCAAACUAACACGACUUAGUGUAAAUAAUAAUCAUCUCACCACCCUGGAAAGACGCGUUUUUGAAAACUUGUCUCAUCUUCACUACCUCUCUCUUGAGAGCAACAGAAUUACUUCAUUGGUUGGUUUGCAGAAAGCCUACACACUAAUAGAACUAUACAUCAGCAAUAACUACGUUUCUACCUACCAAGAGAUAUAUCAUUUAAAGGGUUUAAAUAACCUCGUCAUGUUGGACAUGUCUGGAAAUCUAAUUGUGUGGAAACAAGAUAACUACCGAUUGUUUGUAAUAUUCCAUCUUCCAUCUCUCAAAGCCUUAGAUGGCACUGCAGUAGAGACAGCAGACAUCGAGAGUGCUAAGGAUUUAUUUGGUGGCAGACUUACCUGUGAUAUGAUUGCAGAAAGACUAGGACAUUCAGACUUCACUAAAAUGCAAGAAUUAAAUUGGACAACCUCUACGAUCAGAACGGUGGAUCUUGCACCAGCAGAUCAGUUUAGAAAUGUUUGUAAUGUGAAUUUACAGAACAACAAUCUCACCUCUUUCAGUGGUUUAAUCUUCUUGCCUAAUGUCAAGAUAUUGUGUCUGAAUUACAAUCACAUUGAAUCAGUACUGCCGAGACAAAAGCCUCAAAAUCACUUAACAAACAGGCAGCAGCUGUACCAGAAAGUGACCUCUAGUGGCUAUGGACAGCAAGGACCUUCAAAAGGAAACAGGGAUGCAGGAUUUGGUGAAAAUCUGCCACCAAUAAUGCAAAGUUUAGAAGUUCUUCAUUUGGGCUACAAUGGAAUUAGUAACUUGGCCCAGCUACAGCUUAGUCGGCUAAAAAAUUUGAAAUUGCUGUUUCUACAGGGUAAUGAAAUCAGUCAGAUCGAAGGACUUGAAGGUCUACAGCUUCUGCAGGAGUUGGUAUUGGAUCAUAACCGUGUCAAAACAAUUGCAGAGGGCUCCUUUGCUAGACAGAACUCCCUUUUGGCACUUCACCUAGAGGAAAACCGACUACGAGAACUGAACAAUUUACAGCCUUUAGUAAAAUUACAGAAACUUUUCCUGGGACUUAAUAAAAUUCAGGAAUUGUCUGAACUGGAAAAACUUGAAGGUGUUCCUAGUCUUAGAGAGCUUUCAAUAUAUGGAAAUCCAGUUACUUGCAAGAUGUCGCACCGUCCACUGCUUGUGUUUAGAUUGCCCAGCCUGCAAGUGUUAGACGGAAUGACAGUGAGCACGGAGGAGAGAGCAAGAGCUGAGCUUCAUUUAAUAGAACAACAAGGAAUCCCAGCUGCAAACUCCCCUAUGGACUCUGGAUUUCCUGGAUUACCAAUUACCUUUUCAAAACAUCCUCCCUUAAGGGUAACAAAUGUGAAUCUGCUUGAAGGCAUCAACCAUUUAUUUGGCUCUGACCUCAUGUUUCCUCAUGUAUUUGAAGAUCCUUUGCAGAAUGAGGCAAAUAAAUAUAAGAAAUCUAAGAACCCAGGAAUGGUGACAACUAAUCCUCGAAGCAUCCAUGCAGAAAUAGCUCUCAGGCAAGUAAAAGGAGCAACAGCUAAUCUUCUAAACCAGUUGACACAACAGAGUGGCACUACCCGAACUGCAUAUAUGCACCAGAGCAGCAGAGAAAAUGAUGGCAGGAUGCCAGCCAAUAGCCCCUCCAGGCCAAAUCAAAUGUAAACUUCUAUAAGAAAAAUGGACAUGAGUGAAGUAUUGAGUCAAACUCAUCCCUGGUAUUAUUCCAUUGACUUUAGUGGAGUUACACCAUGGAAGAAUUUGUCCUAUUCUGUUUAUAUUCACAGAUGCCAGGGAAAAAAUUAAUAAUGAUUGAUAUGAAGUGUGAAUUAACUAAUUAAGUUCCUACGGCUGGUGAAGCAAACAUUCAUGCACAUAUAACAUCAUAAUCCAAACAAUGGAUACGCCUUGAGACAAAUACUGCUUUCACUUAUGCUGAUGUAUAUCCAUUGAAUUCAGUGGAAAAGAUCCCCUGAAUUACUUCCUCCAGAUUUAGCUGUAGCUCAAGGCAAAAUUUGGUCUCUCCAUCUUUUACAGUAUUUUUUUUCAACAACCUCAGGAACUUUCACAAAAAUGUGAAUCAAUUGCUCUUUGAUUUAACUGGAUUGGAAAAAAUCAUAGUAUGGUACGUCAUCUUGCAACAGUAAAUGAGAAGGAACAGUAUCACUAGAUAAGGGAGCAAUCCUGCAAAUUCUUACUCUGGCAAAACUCCCAUGCAGGAUUUGGGCAACUGAUCUGAAAAUAUGACUGUCAGUCUACCACUUAGUUAUAAUACAUUUACCUAUUUUAUCUACAGUGGGCCUUUCGCAUUCACAUGUAUUUAAGUAUAGCCACUGAAGUCAGGAGGAGUCAUGCACGUAUAGCUGAAGCCAGAAUAUGGCCUCUAAUACUGAGAACCCAAAUGUACCUGUUCCUUAACUUUUUUUAUUAUUAUUUUUAAGUUAUAUUACAGAAAUUUAAAAUACCAGAUGAUAUCACUAGCAUCAGUGAUAAAGCCAUCAAAAUUCCAUUAAACUGGUUCUGUUUUUUAAAAACUUAAGUAUGACUGUUUAAAUAAUUAUUUGAGUAAACCGCCAUGUUGCACUUUGAAAUUAAAGCAGUGAAAGACA
Chelonoidis abingdonii (Abingdon island giant tortoise) is the source of this 5602-nucleotide messenger RNA. It is a transcript of the gene LRRC9, whose product is annotated as leucine rich repeat containing 9. Gene Ontology annotation, molecular function: protein binding. The record is from RefSeq and is a predicted model, not a curated record. Lineage: Eukaryota; Metazoa; Chordata; Testudines; Testudinidae.